Molecule: messenger RNA, 4985 nt
Organism: Acanthochromis polyacanthus (spiny chromis)
Lineage: Eukaryota; Metazoa; Chordata; Actinopteri; Pomacentridae
Product: high-affinity choline transporter 1-like
Exons: 9
Coding region: 629-2266 (545 amino acids)
Biological process (GO): choline transport; transmembrane transport; acetylcholine biosynthetic process
Cellular component (GO): plasma membrane
Molecular function (GO): choline:sodium symporter activity
Source: RefSeq, a predicted model, not a curated record
CUACGCUACAACUGAAUGCAUUUCCUGUGUGACAGAAUCUACCCCCGUGGAAAAUGCGCUCAACGCAUCCCUGUGCAAACACGGUCGUGGAUCACAUUUCUGUAUCGUAAACACGCAGCGGCACUAAGGCUUUACACUGGGAAUUUUUAUGUUUCUCCUUGUGCUGAUAAGGUCCACAGGAGGCCUCUCCAAGGGCUUUGGUAUCAUCCCGGCUACUUUAGGUAACGGUGCGUCGAAUCGCCGCCCAUCUCUGGGGUGCGUUCAAGUGAAAACGUUUCAUCUGGUUUGCACUUGUUUCCAAGCGGCUGUCUCGCUGCGAGGGGUUUGGAUCUGCGGGACAUUUGCUGCCAUAUUCCUUUUGAUUUGUGCGUCUUCUCGAAGUCAGUCGAAGCGGACACGGACAGGAGCAGCCACCGAGUUUUUCAGCAUCGAACCAAACGCGCCGCCGGCUCUGGUGAACAACACUGUGGCGGCUCUGAACGCGACGCAGAGCCGGAGUAACAAUAUCCGGAGGUUUUACAAUACCGUUAUGCACCUUUCUCCGAUGCAGCGGUCCUGUGAAGAAGCACUCCUCUCUUACAGAAAGGGCAACUAAUGACUAGUGGAUUUAUUGAGUAACCGGAUAAUCAUGGGAGUGGAUGUCCCUGGACUGGUGGCCGUGGUGGUUUUUUAUGUUUUCAUCCUGGUAAUUGGAAUCUGGGGCUCCAGGAAAUCCAAGAAAGUGGAGAAGACAUGUGCCGACAGCAAGAGCGAAGUCACCAUCGUUGGUGGCCGCAACAUCAAUGCCCUGGUCGGGGUUUUCACCAUGACAGCAACUUGGGUUGGAGGGGGUUACAUCAUGGGAACCGCUGAGGCUGUUUAUACUCCUACUCAAGGUCUCAUCUGGGCCAUUGGUCCUCCUGCAUAUGUUAUCAAUUUGUUUUUGGGAGGAUUGUUUUUUGCCAAACCCAUGAGGUCGAAGCGUUACGUGACCAUGCUGGACCCAUUUCAGAAUCGCUAUGGCAACGUGUUCACUGCAACACUCCUGCUUCCUGCCUUAGUCAGUGAUAUUUUGUGGGUCGCCUGCAUCCUUGCUGCUCUGGGAGGAACAAUGAGCGUAAUUCUCGGGCUGUCGUCUGCCAUCUCCAUCGUCAUCUCGGCAGCUGUCUCCAUCAUAUACACUUUCCUGGGAGGUCUCUACUCGGUGGCAUAUACUGAUAUCAUCCAGCUGUGUUUCAUCUUUGUCAGCCUGUGGCUCUGUAUUCCUUUUUUGUUGCUCAGUCCUGCAGUUACUGACAUCACACCAACGGCCCACCUCAACCAAUCAAGCGGACACGCCUGGCUAGGGGAGCUGGAGCUGGCAGAUGCUGGAAAAUGGACCGAUGACGUGCUGCUAUUGGCUUUAGGCGGACUGGCAUAUCAAGCUCUAUACCAGAGAAUCCUGUCUGCAGCCUCCUCUGUUCAGGCUCAGAUCACCUGUUUUGCUGCGGCUGGGACAAUUUUUAUAAUGGGAAUCCCUUCUGUUGUCAUUGGAGUUGUGGCUGCUUCUGCAGACUGGAACCAGACACGGUAUGGUCUACCUCCUCCUUUUGAACGAGGGGAUGCAGGGAAGAUCUUGCCACUUGCCCUGCAAAACCUCACACCCACCUGGGUCUCCGUGUUAGGCGUUGGUUCUGUGGCUGCAGCAGUUAUGUCCUCCAUGGACUCUGUGCUGCUGUCAUCAGCAUCCAUGUUUACACAAAACAUAUACAAGACGACUUUGAGGAAGCAGGCGUCGCAGAGGGAGUUGCAGUGGGUGAUCCGUCUUAGUGUGCUGCUGGUGGGCCUGGCAGGAACAGGCCUGGCCUUUGGUGAUGACAGCGUGUUCUCUCUCUGGAUACUAAGCGGGGACCUCGUCUACUGCAUCAUCUUCCCACAGCUGGUCUGUGUGCUGCACUGCCGUUGUGCCAAUACCUAUGGUGCUAUGAGUGGCUACAUAGUAGGUCUGCUGCUGCGUUUGAUGAGUGGGGAGCCAGUGCUUGGGAUCCCUCCCGUCCUCCUGUACCCUGGUUGGAGGGAGGAGAACGGAGUCAUCAAGCAGUACUUCCCCUACAGGACUCUGGCCAUGCUGUCCUCUGUGAUAUCUGUUGCUGCCGUGUCCUGGCUGGUGGAGCUGGGUUUCAGUAAACAACUCAUUCCCCAAUCCUGGGAUUUACUGCGAGUGUAUGAAGAGCAAAUAGAGACAGAGGGAGAUGAGAUACCUGUCCACUGCGAUGAGGACGAUAGUGCUCGUAAUACAAAAUUCUAAGCUAAUUUAAGUACAAACCUCAAAGUGUACCUAAACCUGCACAAUCUCUGACCACAGGUAUCCUGAGAGGGAGUCUUUGAGGCAGCUGAGUCAUUCAGUCACUCUUUUUUAAGAUUAUUCUUUAGCAUUUCUGCUUUUAUUAGAUAGAUACAGUGGACAGAGACAGUAAAUGUAGAGAAAGAGAGAAGGGGAAUGACAUACAGGAAGGGUCCACCCCGGCUAGAAAUGCACCCAGGGGAUUCGCUGCUUGAAGGCAUUUGUGCCCAUGUUGUAUUCAUGCUGACCACUAAUGUCUCUUUGGGAAAAAAAUUGUUGUAGAGUCACAUAUAAUUCCAACUGAGAUUUCAGAACUAUAGUCUUGUCUACUCAAACUUUUUUAAGCGAGUCCAACUCGGUGCAGGUGAUGCCAUUUUAGUGCAUUCGCCAGUUUAACACUUUCUAAGAGGCAGUUUUGCCUCUUUGCAUUGUUUAAGCGGUGAGAGCACAAAGCUUUAAAGCAGUUAAAGAUGCAGUACUUGAGUACCCUGAGUGUUCCUCAGACUCUCACAAGAGGUGCCUUUUGGUAUAAGUGUUUACUGUUUUAUUCUUUCGAGGGAUCAUAAUUUAAGUGCCAUCCAAAUAGAAAAUUACACUUGAGUCAUUCCUUCUUAAAUCAUCCCAUUUUUAGAACAGUUUCUGCUCGGCCAUCUCAGACUUGCCUGAAUUUAUUUACUUUUUGUAGAAAUUUGUCCACCGCUUUAUUAGGAAACAUUUCAACCCACUUUCAACAGACUAUUUUUCACAUUGAAAUUUGAAGCACAGUUUGAAUGACAAUAUCAGAAAAUAUUAAAGAUAAAGACCAACAAUUUUUCCCCUUUUUUAACUCAUCAUGUCAUUGAUUCAGAAUUCACAAAAUUGGACAAGCAGAUCAAAUGAUCUCUGAAUAUGGGUGAGCUGGAAAAAAAAUGAAGCCGUCAUGAAACAUUCCAUCUCUGAGCACACAUUAGUAAAGACGCUGAUGAUGCAGAGCCUAACCAAGAAUAUUUUCUGAGCCCCAUGCAGUUGUAUUUCACAAUAAUAUAAAACAAGACUUUUUAAUGUGAAAUACUUGGUCAGAAAACAUUUGAAAAGUUCUUUUCUUAACUGAUUGAGCAAGUUGCACCACAGAAACAAAAAUAUCACUGCCUGAUUCAAGUUGAAAAGCGAUCUGGAGUUUCAAAAAUGGUUCUCAGAAUAGAAGUAAAAUAAAUAAAAAUGAUUGGCCAUAGAUGGAAUUUUCUAAACCCCACUGUAUAAGCACAAACCUUAGUGUGGAGGAGACCUGUUACAGAGUUUUGUGUAAUUUCUUUGACAAGUAUCACUGCAUUAAAACAUUAGGAAGCUAUCAACAAAACAUUAUGUGAGACAGUCUGUCAUUCCUGCUCAGUCAGUUAUGAAAAUAACCCUUUUUCAUUAUUUUGAUUAAGUUUUUCAUAUUAAAAAGUAUCCAGUAUGUUUUGUGUUGUAUUCCUGUGACAUGCAACUACAAAUGAUUCUGAAAAUAUCAUUAGUUGAUGUCUGCAUUAUCUUUUUUAAUCCUUUUCGAAGUCUUCCAACUCAUCCUUAAUCAGAGAUUAUUUGAUCUACUUGCAGAUUCUGAAUCAAUGGCUUAAAAACAAAAAAACAAUGAAAAAUUCAGGCUUUUAUUUUUGAAUAGUUCCUCAGAUAUUGUCAUUCAAGCACAGCCUCAAACAAAACCCAAAACAAGCAAUCAAAAAAUGCUGAAUGUGGGUUAAUGGGCAAUUAAAAAAAAAAAAAAUCUGGGAAAGUAUUGGAUAUAUCAGUCCAAAAUUUAACAGAUACCAUUUUAAAUGCCUAUAGUUCAUGAUAAAAACAACAGUUUUAGGCAAUUCAAAGAUGGCCAGGCAGAGGGCCCCUACUGAUUUGAGACAGAAUAAUCCACUUACUGUUUUAUAGAUGGUUUGUUAUUGCAGGUGUUCAUAAAAAUGAAGGAUGCCUCUAAUCUUUGCACUCCAUAGAUUCUCAGUGUUGGUGUGUUCAUGUGUGAAAAAGGCCUAAAACGGUGCCAAAAUACAAGUUCUGUGCGUUAUUUAAAUUACUCGAGUGACUUGCUUUUUUUUUUUAUCUUAAACGACAGCUAUUAUUAUUUUUUACCUACAAUAUUUACACCACUUUAAAGUAUUUACCUUUUGUCGUCUCAAAAGCAAUGACUUGACUUUAUGUUUAGUAGUAUUUUGCACAUUUUGAAAUCACAACUGUAAUACGUUCAUUGCAGCAGCAGAGGGCGACACGUAAACACUGAAAGGCCCUACAAGGAGCUUCACCAGAGUCAUGAGAUGGUGAUUCUACUUUCCCCCCUCACUCCCUCCCAAAAAACAGAAAUAAAGAAAAAAAGAAGAAGAAAGAAAUCCACAAAAUUGCACCUUAAAGCUACGCACGCACACUCACACAUAAAACAAUUUGUUCAGUGUCAGUCUUGCAUAGUUGCAUAUCGAUUUUUCCUAACCAUCUCAUUAUAAGAUGAGUUAAAAAAUAUAUAUAUAUCAAACUUCAAUUUUAAAGUGAAUAAAAAAAACGAGGUUUUGUUCAGUGCCAGUCACCCACAGUUACACAGGUAUUCCGUCCAUUCUUGAUCCCGUUUUGUUUCUGACACUUCACUUGUCUCCUGCAUGUAACAUAAGUUAUUGCAUGUACCUGUAAGAUUACACUUCUGUGCAAAUAAAUGCCUCCUCCGAUUUAA